GGCGGAAGGAAGGCAGAGCAAUUCAAUUCAACUUCAAUCAAACAAUCAAACAAUCAUAGAUCAACCACCAAUUGUCAUCAAUCAUGGCGCCAGCAACCCCAGAAGCUGAAGCUCAUCAAGCACUCAUCGAAAAGCUUGAUGUCCACUCAAUAAGAAAGCCCUUUCGCAAUACACACUGGAGACCUAAUCAGCGUCGCAACAAGAAUAUUAAGACCAUUCUCGGCGACGCCGUUCGAAAGGAAGCGUCACUUAUGCCAACACAAGACAACAGCGGUGCUGCAACACCCUUUUCUGAAGAUAAUGCAACUUCAACCGAUGGUGAUACGACACCUGCCUCUACGAGCGCUCCUACACUCCAACCAAACCUUGCGCAAGCUUCCAAGAACUUGUCGAAAUUGGUAUUGGAACGAAAUAUGCGGACGAACGGCUUUUCUAAUGCACCUACUGCGACAUACACGAAUAUCGAAUCGGCACCAUCUCUGGCACAUUCAAAACAUUACUGCGAUAUCACAGGAUUACCAGCUCCAUACACAGAUCCAAAGACGAGGCUACGAUAUCAUAACAAAGAGGUGUUUGCGGUUGUCAGAUCUUUAGGCCAGGGAGUUGCAGAGCAGUAUUUAGAAGUACGAGGAGCCCAUACUAUCUUAAAGUGAGAGGCGAUGAUAGUGCACUACGUUGGAGCAUUUGGAAAAGGUGUAAUUAUCGGCCUGGGCUUCACUCUACACACAGUUCGUCAUCUCCGAAGAUUGACAAGCGAUGCGCGAAGGUUCAAAUGGUUACUUGACUACAUUGGUGUAUAUAUACUGGCAGAAGAAUCAAGGGGGCAGGGACAGACUUCGAGAGAGAAGAUUUGUAUGAUUGAGAUGGAUAGAAUCAGCCUCUAAAGCAGCUGAAGAAGGACGGGUCAAGAAUGGUCGAAAUCAGUACGAAGAUAUGUCUGACCGACAAAGUCAAGCUCAUUCUACCCACCAAUCAUCUUUCAAUGAUUGGUUCAGGAAUACGCUCCGGCUUAAUCGCGAUCAUGAAUAUUAUCUGCCUACUCGAGUAGAGAUGACGUGGUACCGAGAACAUAUAGAGAAUGAAACUCAGUCACCAGGACAAAUUGUCCUGGUUCGUCGUGGCAAUCAUAAUACUUUACCUCGUGCAAGUGUGCAAUAGGAUUGAUACUUUGGAGGCAGGUAGAGAGACCUGGAAGAGUCCAUUUCCUUCGCAUUUUCUUUCAAAUCUUGUUGGUUGACACAUUGAACACACAUCAUGUUUUAGUUGAACUAAUACAUGACAUAUCGAUUGUGAUUGUGGUUCUUUCAAUAUUUUCA
Molecule: messenger RNA, 1316 nt
Organism: Botrytis cinerea B05.10
Lineage: Eukaryota; Fungi; Ascomycota; Leotiomycetes; Helotiales; Sclerotiniaceae
Gene: Bcies6
Product: Bcies6
Exons: 1
Coding region: 84-653 (189 amino acids)
Biological process (GO): chromatin remodeling
Cellular component (GO): Ino80 complex
Source: RefSeq, a predicted model, not a curated record